GCCAAGAUGGCGGCAGCAGUGGGGAAGUGCCGUGUGGCGAGCGGGCGGUGAAGCCGCUUCCGCCGCGGCGGCCUCUCCAGCAGUAAAAAUGGCGGAGUCGGUGCUGGAAGUUGUGGGCAAGCUGCAGUCGCGGCUGGCGGGUAGCUCGGAGCCCAAGAAGCUGCUGAAAAGUCUGAAGAGGCUGUCUGAGUUGCCCAUCACAGUUGACAUUCUUGUGGAGACAGGCGUUGGGAAGACUGUGAACAGUUUACGGAAGCACGAGUUUGUAGGAGACUUUGCGAAGAACCUCGUAGCCAGGUGGAAGAAGCUAGUGCCAGUGUCCCAAGAGGCAGACAGAAAUAACCUAGAUUCUGAAGACCGUGACUAUGAGAGGAGCAGCUCAAGCAAAAGGCAUCAAGAACCCUCCCUCAGAGAGGAUGAAGAACCUGACCAGGAGUAUUCGGAACCCUUCCAGCCAUCUUGCAGCCAGUCCUAUAGCCCAGAUCAUAGGGAAAAGAAGUCCAAAAGGUAUCCUAGGCCUGAGAGAGCCCAUGAGACUUACGGCUAUAGCAGCCACGAGGGGAAGGGUUGGGGCAGAUCUUCCCCAGUGCUCUCUUCAGAUCAGGAGUACUCGGACUAUGGACAAGCUGUGUCACCUGAGCCAAGUGAGAGCCCUCAGGAUAUGUACACAGACCCUUAUGCCUCUGAGGAGCAGGAAGAACCGACAGUAUUUCAUCGGAAAGCCAGUAAAGGCCACAGCUUUCAGGAGAAGCUGGGGGGAGGCCGGGAGAGGAACCCCGGUGAGUUAUACAACAAAGGGAACAUGAGUCGAAGCAAAGAGCACAAGUCUUCUCACAAGAAGCAGCGACUUGAUGGCAGAGGGGAGGACAGGACCUCUGCCUUCAGCCCAGAAAGAUUGCACAAGACCUCUUUUAAAGAGCAACUCCAAGAAGCCCCCAUGGCAGGGAGCAGCAAGGAGAAGCAGAGGAUGUCAGAUGGUACCAAGAAGGAGAAGAACCGAGAAAGCGGUGCCUCCAGAAAGGAGAAGUUGCACAUGUUGCCGCAUUUGGAAGUGUCUUUGGACAACCAUGUUAAGAAGCAAAAACAUCGGGACUCUGAAAAAAGCAAAUUGGAAAAGCCCAAGCUGAGCCUGGAGACCUCUAAUACAGAGCAGGAGAAACGGAAAGCUGAGAGUGACUCGUCAAAUAGGAUUAAAGAAAAGGGGAUUUCUGGGAGCUUAAAAUCUUCAGAGGGGAAGCGCAAAGUCUCUGAUGUGGACAAAAAAUCAAUGGGCUUUUCCUCAAAUUUUGGGGAGGGGGAAGCAGAGGAUGAAUUUGAACAACCUACAAUGUCCUUUGAGUCAUAUCUCAGCUACGACCAGCCUCAGAAAAAGAAAAAGAAAGCGGCCAAACCCUCUGCGUCAGCUGGGGAGAAAGACCAAGGGCACAGCAAACAGAAUGGAUCCAAAGCUAGUACCAACAGCUCAAGCUCGAGUCGGAAAAGUCCAAGCCACAAGCGAACAAGUGAGAAAAAGGCAGAGAAGAAACUACCAGAGCCUCCUCAACCAAAGAGGAUACUUUUAGAUGUGGUACCAACGUUACCAGACAUCCCACUGCCCCCGAUCCAGGCCAAUUACCGCCCUCUUCCUUCAAUCGAGUCCAUUACCUGCUCCCAGACAAAAAGGAAAGCAGUCUCCUCGCCAGUGGAAGAGAGUGAAGCGGGUUUUACAGGCCGCCGGUUGAAUUCAAAGAUGCAAGUGUAUUCAGGCUCUAAAACUGCCUACCUCCCAAAGAUGAUGUCCCUGUAUCAGCAAUGUAUCAGAGUCCUCAGUAACAACAUUGACUCAAUCUAUGAAGUGGGUGGUGUCCCUUUCUCAGUGCUGGAGCCAGUAUUGGAGAGAUGCACCCCAGAACAGCUGUAUCGCAUCGAGGAAUGUAAUCACGUCCUUGUUGAGGAUACGGAUCAACUGUGGCACAAUCACUGUCUCCGAGACUUCAAGAACGAGAAGCCAGAAGAGUUUGAGUCCUGGCGGGAGAUGUACCUUCGACUUCAUGACGCACGAGAGCAGCGGCUGCUCAUGUUAGCACGGAACAUCGGCUCAGCUCAUGCCAACAAACCCAAAGGUAGAGUGGCCAAAAUGGCGUUUGUGAACUCUGCAGCAAAGCCCCCUCGGGAUGUACGAAGGAGACAAGAGAAGUUUGGAACUGGAGGACCUCUUCUGCCAGAGAAGACCAAAAUAAAACCAGUCCUGUACACAUCUAGCAAAAGCCACACUCGUGUGAGUGAGGAGCAGUCCUAUGAUGGGCCCAGCACCAGCAGUGCCCAUUCUGUCCCAUCUUCGGGUAGCACCUUCUCCUCCUAUGACCCCAGGAAACCACCAGUGAAGAAAAUUGCACCCAUGAUGGCAAAGACUAUCAAAGCUUUCAAAAACAGGUUCUCUCGGAGAUAAGUUUGCAGUGCAGAUCUGGGACUUUCCCUCUCGUGGGGGAGUGGCACUGAAGGGGGAGAAGGUACCCAAACGGCUCUUUUCUUUGAACUUUUUGGAGGCUGCAGCUGCUGGGAGAAGCUUUGAUCUGCACAAGACAACAGCACAGUAUUUUAUCUUUUAUUCUGGUCCUUUUCUCAGUGUCAAGUCCCCCUCUUUUUCCCCUGCCCUUAACAUCCUGUUUCUAGUUUUGUCAUCUGUCAAAAGAAGGGUGUACAGAAUCUCCUGACACAAGAAAAUGUGAAGUCUUGGCACCUGCUGAGAGUGGAAGAUCCAGAGACUAUUAACUAUUUAACCUUUUAAUAAAUUAUAAAAUGGUUUUAAUUAAUAUUUUGCCCCUCUAUCCUGCUGGUGUUAUUUAUGUCGCUCCCAGUAGUCUUUCCCCCUCCCAAUCCAGUACACGGGCCAGCCUUCCUGUGACUAGAGCUGGCAGGAAUCCAUCUGUCUGAGUGGACACUGGGUGUCAUGGGAGUCUUUCCUCGUGAUCUGGUACCUGCUGGGCCCAAAGUCCCUCCUGGACUCUCUGGGACAGGUAGGACUGGUGGCCCAUCUACUCGUCGAUCCUUUGGCAAGCGCAGCAAGUCCUGAGGCUUUGCUCUCGUGUAUGUUAAUAAAAUCUUAGCUCUCAACCUUCUCUCUGCUGUUACUGUAGAUCUUGUACAGAUGCUUACGUUGUUGUGCAGGGAUGCCAGGAGCCAUUGGGGACUUUUUCUCUGCUGCUGUUGUCUUCUGCUGGCUACUGGGAAUAAAACUACGAGGGGUUUAGGGAGAAAUUUUACUGUGCACCAAGUCAGAUUUUAACUCUUUUUUUUUUUUUUUUUUUUUUUUGAGAGAGAGAGAGACAGGGGACUUUGCCUCUGGAACUGAAAACAGUUUUUAAAUAUCAAUGAAGGCAUCAGUUUGCCUCUUUCAGUGGAAAGAAGGAAUACUUUUAUCUUGUUUUCUGUGUGGAAUAGGGAAGGAUUUAUUUCUGUUCGGAAGCUGGUGGUUAAAUCCUGUCUUUCCCCUGUAUGUUUUGCUCUGCCCCCCUCUUUGGAAAAAGCAAGGAUUUUAGUCUUUGAACUUGAAACCACUUGACUGGGGUUGGAGGGAAGUGAAUAACUGAAUGUAGUUUGUUUUUAAUGCGUGCAUACUUCAUAGCAGGAGUUCAAAAAGCUCGGUUGUACUUGGUGUCUGAGGAACUGGAGCUCUGGAAGGAAAAGGUGUGUGACAUGACCCGGCGGACCUAGGGGUUGGCAGAAGCGUGAGGAAGUGCCCUGGAGCACAGCUCCUCUGGGGAGGUCGGGAGCCUGAGUGAUGCAUGAGGCGAUUUCAGGUGGACUUGCUGAGGCCGCUGCAGAGAGCGGGGAGCCGGACACAACUGGGCACUCGCUAUUAAAUGUGAGGCCUUAUUGUGGUGAACAUUUCUGCUUGUGGGUUACGUCUGCCUUGAAAGUGAACUUACCUGGAGGUGGUGCAAGCAGAGGAUGGAUUUGUUUAGACCCAGGUCAUGUGGUGAGGGAGCCGGCCUCUCUGUUGGGGCUCAGAGGUCCGACUGGAUCGGAAAGGGGAGAUAUUCUCCUGUUCCAAGCCAUAUUUGCUGCCCUAGGACUAGGACUUUGCUGUCUAGGUGGAAUAGGUGCUGGUAGUGGAUGCUGUUGGUAGCUCUUGAGAAGCUCUGCUGCUGGCUUUCAGUGGCUGCCAAAUCCUGAACCGGUGGAGUUGUCUGUGCGCACUGACCGGGGGAAACCUUGCUGUGAAGAGUCCUCCCUGGAGGGCUCUAGAAAAAUCCCUGUAUGCUUCUGGUUUCUGUUGAUUUCUUUCUUUCUUUCUUUCUUUCUUUUUCUCCUUUUCUUUUUUCUUUCUUUCUUUGAAACCAUUCUGAACACCUGUCUCUUGUUUAUGUUUUUUUCCUGUUUUGAAGGUCUUGGAAAAACGUUCUCAGACUCUCAUGUGCUGUAAGUUUGUUACAGUCCCAGAUGCUUUAAUGUUACCGUGCAGCAUUUCAGUGUGUGUUGUGCUGUAAAAUAAUGGCUCCUUACUCUUGCAUUUUUGCUGUAUUUAAUUUUGCUGUAUUUUUAAUUAGAUAACAAUAUAUUAUCUUCUGCUGACCGUUGUGCUACCAUUUAUUUCUCCUCUGUACUUGGGGUAGGGGCAGAGGGGAGGGAAGGGGAGCCUGGCAUUGUGUUCAGGCCCCAGUGGAGCCUUGAGCAGAGGAUCUGGGUGAGGCCCGAGAACAACCUUGGGCACUGCUAAAGUGCCACUUAAUUAAUACUACAGCUAGAUACUCGGAUGUGGGUAUUGCCCAAAGCGUUGCUGUUACAGGGUGAUGUACCUUGCCUCUCAGAGCAGCCUCUUUGCUCUAGGCUUUGCCAGCUGUGUCUGUAUUUUAGCUUAGCUGGAUUGCAGGGGCGGGGGGGGGACAGAGAGGAUCAGAUGGGAUGCUGUGUCUGAAUUGACUCUGCUCUGAGUGGGUCCCACUGGUCCUGGGACCGAUGCCAACCGCUCUUGCUUCUCUCCCUUUUGCUCAGGCACUGGAACUGUGCAGAUGGAAGAGGUGGGCACCAGCCCUCAGCAGGGAAGGCAGGAGGGUUACUGCCAUGAGACACAAACUAAGCAAAGUCUAGGGUAAAAGUGCUUGCGUUGUUCCCAGUCUCUCGGUGCCCGGGGUGUUACACUUGUGCAAUUUUUCUGUGCUUACACUACAUGCGAAGGAACUGAGCAGAGCUGCCUCUUCCCCCUUCGCUGCCCUGCUGGUGGUGGGAUGAGUAAUGUGGGCAGGAGGGGGAGUGACUUUGACUUGCAUUUGUAUUUUGGUCCCCAACUGUGUAUAUACAAUUUUCUAUGUUCCUUUUUUUGUGGUAACUAAGAUGAAUAUUUUAAUUAGAUAAGUUAUAUGAAAAGAGGAAAACCAUGUCUCAAUAAAAGCCAAACACUGGACCG
Molecule: messenger RNA, 5386 nt
Organism: Harpia harpyja (harpy eagle)
Lineage: Eukaryota; Metazoa; Chordata; Aves; Accipitriformes; Accipitridae
Gene: ELOA
Product: elongin A
Exons: 11
Coding region: 89-2428 (779 amino acids)
Biological process (GO): transcription elongation by RNA polymerase II
Cellular component (GO): nucleus; elongin complex
Molecular function (GO): protein binding
Source: RefSeq, a predicted model, not a curated record